Molecule: messenger RNA, 899 nt
Organism: Callithrix jacchus (white-tufted-ear marmoset)
Lineage: Eukaryota; Metazoa; Chordata; Mammalia; Primates; Cebidae
Gene: BATF3
Product: basic leucine zipper ATF-like transcription factor 3
Biological process (GO): regulation of transcription by RNA polymerase II
Cellular component (GO): nucleus
Molecular function (GO): DNA-binding transcription factor activity, RNA polymerase II-specific; RNA polymerase II cis-regulatory region sequence-specific DNA binding
Source: RefSeq, a predicted model, not a curated record
GACGUGGGACGGGAAGGACGGCGGUGGGGACUAGCGCUCGGGGACACCGGGAGGACUAGCCGAGCCGCGGGGAGAGCGGGAAGCCCGAGGGGGCGGGGCUGGCGCGGGCUGCGGGUGCAGCACUAGGAUGCCCACGGUGUGACAGCGCCCGUAGGCAGCCCCGCGGGUAGGGCGCGUGGGUGGGCGGGUAGGGCAGGAGGAGCACCCGGCAUGUCGCAAGGGCUCCCGGCCGCUGGCAGUGUCCCGCAGAGGAGCGUCGCGGCGCCCGGGAACCAGCCCCAGCCGCAGAGCCCUGAGGAUGAUGACAGGAAGGUCCGAAGGAGAGAAAAAAACCGCGUUGCUGCUCAGAGAAGUCGGAAGAAGCAGACCCAGAAGGCAGAUAAGCUCCACGAGGAAUAUGAGUGCCUGGAGCAAGAAAACACCAUGCUGCGGAGAGAGAUCGGGAAGCUGACGGAGGAGCUGAAGCACCUGACAGAGGCACUGAAGGAGCACGAAAAGAUGUGCCCACUGCUGCUCUGCCCCAUGAACUUUGUGCCAGUGCCUCCCCGGCCGGACCCCGUGGCUGGCUGCCUGCCCCGAUGAAGCCCAGGACGCUCCUCUGCCCAACGAGGAGGCUUGGUUGUUUUCAUAUAUGAAAGGAAGGGUUUCCCUUCACAAUUCUAUACAGGGGGCACCUGUGGCCAGGCCUCUUCCUGGGUGCCCAGGACCAGCCAGCUGUGUCCCCUGCAGACUGGGCUCAGCAUGACGUCCAACAGGCACCAGACUCACAGAGCCCUUGCACAGAUCCAGCAUGGAGGCCACCCUCAGUAGUGGCUUCUCGUCCACCCUGGCAGCUAGUAGGUUCUGCUGCUAUGCAGAGCCAUUCCUCUAGAAUUUGGAUAAUAAAGAUGCUUAUUGUC